GAGCGGCUGUGGUCGUCCGGAGCUCGCGACAAAAGUUUCCAAUCCAAGAAACGGAAGUUGAGUUCGGAGCGACGGCGUGUUACCGGAAGUGAAGAUUGAAGACGUGAUAGAAGAUGGACGACUUCUGCUAUGCUAAGAUGGCGACGUCAUGUCAAAGAGAAAGUGAAAGACAAUCAGCAACUUCCAGCAAAUCACCAACGGAGGAAAAGACGACAAGUGCAGAUCUUGAAGACAUCCAGCAACUAAAUGGUCACCUGGAAGAAUUUCCCCCUCAGUGGCAGGAAGCGGAUCUCCCCGAGCUGCCACUAGUUGUUGUCGCUGUGAAGACUGAAGACUACGAUGACAAACCAGAGUCUUUUCAUUCUUUGGGUCUUGCAGACGUUCAGCAUCUUAUUGGUCUUCCAGAAGAACUCCCCCCUCUGCCGCGAGGGGGAGGCUCCACUUUGAAGCAGGAGGAUCCACAGCCCCCCCACAUUAAACAGGAAGAGGAGGAACUUUGGGUGACUAAGGAGGGAGAGGGUCUCACGGAUAUCACAAAGUUGCUCCUGGAGACUGAAGAUGAUGAAAAGAAACCAAAACCAGGCAACCUCUUAGCUCCACUAUCAGAUAGGGAGGCUGAAGACGGGGUUGAAGUACCUUUGAGCAGCGAUACAGACUGUGAAGGCGAUAUGAGGACUCACACUGACAACAAACUCUCUAAAUGUCCCGGAAAGAAGACGGGUGAAAACUGUUUUAGUUGCUCAGUUUGUGCUAAAAGCUUCAGCAAAAAUUGCAAUUUGACUCAACACAUGAGAACUCACGCAGAAGAAAAGCCAUUCAGUUGUUCAGUUUGCGGUAGAGGAUUCACUCAGAAGGCAAGCAUGGAUGCACACAUGGCAACGCAUGCGGAAAGAAAACAUUUCCGCUGCUCCGUUUGCAGUGGCGGCUUUGCGCACAGGCAGAGUUUGUCCCGACACAUGCUGAAACACACCGGAGAGAAACCCUUCAGUUGUUCAGCGUGUGGCAAAAGGUUCUCUUUCAAAUACCUGAUGGUAAAACACACGCGGACACACGCCAGAGAAAAACACUUCGGUUGCUCAGUUUGCGGUCACAUAUUUCCAGAGAAGGCAACCAUGGUAACGCACAUGAAAAUGCACAAAGAAGAAAAACCUUUUUGUUGCACGGUAUGCGCUAAAAGAUUCGCUCAGAAGUCAAGUAUGGUGAAACACAUGAAAACGCACACACGUGAUGAACAAUUGAGUUGUUCAGUUUGUGGUGACAUGUUCACUGAGAAGGCAACUUUGGUAGCGCACAUGAAAGCGCACAAGGAGGAAAACCCCAUUCGUUGCUCAGUCUGUGGCAAAUUAUAUCGUUACAAACAAAAUUUGUCCCGACACAUGCUGAAACACACCGGAGAAAAACCCUUUACUUGUUCCGUUUGCGGGAAAGGAUUCUCCCUGAAAUAUUCAAUGGUUGCACAUAUGAGAAGGCACACGGGAGAGCAACCAUUUCUGUGCUCAGUUUGCGGUAAAUUGUUCACCUUGAAGGCAUCUUUGUCAAUGCACAUGAGGACGCACGCGGACAAAAAGCCUUUCCGUUGCUCAGUUUGCGGCAAAUUCUUUUGCUACAGACAGACUUUGACGAGACACAUGCUGAGGCACACUGGAGAAAAACCCUUCGGUUGUUCAGUUUGUGGCAAAGGAUUCACCUGCAAGGAAACUAGAGAAAUGCACAUGAAAAUGCACACGGAAGAAAACCUGUUUUGUUGCUCCGUUUGUGGUGAAUUAUUUUGUUACAGACAAAGUCUGAACCGGCACAUGCUGAAACACAACGGAGAGAAACCCUUCAGUUGUUCAGUUUGCGGUAGAAGUUUCUCGCUGAAAUACUUGUUGGUGAAACACGCCAGGACACACAGCAGAGAGAAACCCUUCAGUUGUUCAGUCUGCGGCAAAAGAUACUCGGACAAGAAAGGUAUUCAUGCGCACAUGAGAACACACAGAGGAGAAUAGUCUUUUACGUGCUCGGUUGGGGGUAAAGGUUGAACUAUAAGAUUGGGUUGACAGCACACAAUAGGUGCGGAAAGAUUUCCAAAUCAUUAAAGUGUAAAGUUCCAUGAGAGAACUCACCUAAAAAAGUGACGAUUUGCGGUGCUAAGUGAUGCCAAGAACAGCAGCUACGUAACUUUUGAUUGGUGGAGAACAACAUAGAUGUGGUUUUCCUCGCCCUUCUUUUGGAUUACACAAGUGUACAUCAGUGAUCAUGACAUUGUGUUUGUGUCGUGACAAGGUUGCAUGACAGUGUCGUACAUGCACGCAGAGUGUAAGUUACAACAUAUCCUCUACGUUCAACAACACCUAAAUGUGUUUUAUUACAUGAAUAAGAACUGUCAUGUGACUAUAGAAGACCAUUUAUGAUUGGUUUACUUUUCCUAUGUUUCCUAUACUGUACCUAAAUGAACAUGGAAUGGAUUUGGGUGUUCAGUUUGAAUGUUUAGCAACAAGGAAGUGUAUGUAUGUAUUAAUAAUAUCUAUCACAGGCUAAAUAUUCUAUCAGUGACAUACUGUAUCUUGAUAUCACAAAAUAUUGUUGUUGCUGCAGAACAGAGAAGUGACUAAAUGUAAACUAUGUUUACACAUGCGCCAGAAGCGAGCAACUUCCAUGUCCUACAUUUUUCAAAAUGUAGGCCUUUCACUGUAUUUAUAAAGGACCAGUUCGUGAAAGUGUCCACGGAUAAUUAAUGUAAAAAAUGUAAACAACUUUUAUCCCU
This is a messenger RNA of Entelurus aequoreus (snake pipefish), 2746 nucleotides long. Its product is annotated as gastrula zinc finger protein XlCGF57.1-like. The transcript is spliced from 3 exons. Bases 114 to 1988 code for a protein of 624 amino acids. The record is from RefSeq and is a predicted model, not a curated record. NCBI's taxonomy places the organism in Eukaryota, Metazoa, Chordata, Actinopteri, Syngnathiformes, Syngnathidae.